UAUUUUAGGAAUCUUCGCAUGUUGUUGAUACUAAAUAAAAAUUGAUAAUAAAUAAUUAAUACUUGCUGCUGUUAGUAAAAACAUAAUUGCAAGUUAGCUGCAUUGUUAAAGCAGUAAAAAUUACACUAUUAUACUGGCAAAAAAUGUAUAGAAAUGGCAGAUUUUGUGAUUUUUAAAAAAGCUACAACAGAAUAACGGUUUAAAGUAUUAUCUUAUAUUUAACGCAAAAUACAAAAAUUUUGUUUAUGGAAUUUCGGCAAUUGUCCCUAGCCCUACCAUAAUUCUAAAUGACUUGAAGGAAGAUUACAUUAUUACAAGUAGUCAUUCAAACUGUGAAGAUGGAAACCUCAGUGCUCAUUAACAUGUGUGCGUGUGUGCAUACGUGUUGCAUACAAGCUGUUCGUGUAAAUAAAAGACUCAGGCGACGAACUUCAGGCAAUAUUCAGCCGUAUUUUACAAACUCUAUUGCGUGAAAAACACCAAAGAGAGAUAAUAAAGAGAAAAUCUCCAAUUACAAAAAAUGAUAAUGUUUUAAAAGAGCAUAAAAUAAGCUUUAACAAAAGGCGAUGUACACUUUUAAACUACUUAUGUAGUUUUAGCUAAGUUUUCUGCAGCUCAAACAAAUAGUUGCCAAACAAAAGCCAAAGCGGUCGGUUCGUCUACUUUAACAAGUUCGCGCGCUUCACUCUGUAUAACGCGGUCUCGUUAACGUUGUAUUAAAAUCGCGAGUGUUCAAACGGUGUGUCGCAGUGAGUAACAAACGGGGAAACAACGAAAAGCUUCGAAACGAAUGAAAAGAGAAGAGCGGAAAGCUACCCAAAUUACGUUCCAACAAGUGACUCAGUUCCGAUGCAGCCAACGCAAUCGAUUAAGUAACAGCAUUUAACGUUAUAUAUAAAGCCCAGCUACCUUCCUGGUUUUGUUGUGCCCCCUUGCUUUGCCCCGCUACGCUAAAUACACGGGUAAUAAUUGUGCUAAUCAUAUAUGUUGACGCUGGUGGCAACACUCCGCGCCUUCACGCCGCCGCUGCAACAAGUGAAAGUGAAUUUAAAAGCGUAAGCCAAAAGCAAAUAAAAACAAAACACAAAAAAAAAAACAACGAAAACACAAAACUACGAAAUUGUUUGCAAAGCGAAAUCCACCAAAAUAAAUGACAACAAAAACAAGCAAAAAGAAAGAAAAAACGAGGAAAACAAAUCAACACAAAGCGCAAGUGCAAAAGCGCGCUUGUAAACUGUGAAAAUGUGUGUAGUCUGUGUUUUGCUCAGCGCUUCUGCGUAGCGGUAAAUCGACCAAAAGAAAAGCAUGUGCGAUAUUUUAACUGGAAAAAAUAUAUUUAGUGCGAUAAUUCACAAGUGUCAGUGGAGCAGUGUAAUAUGAAGCGGAGGAAUUUACUGCUGAAGCUGUGCGCAUUGCUGACAACGCUGUCAUGGCAUCUGACAGCUUGCUCAGUAGUACAUGAGGACCAUUCACCGGCCCAAGAUGAUCUCGGUGACGCGUUAGCAGACAGUUUCUCUAAUGGAUUGGCGAACAGCACUGAUUUAGUGCGUGCCGUACGGGAGUCUAUAAGACAACAUGAACUUCUGCAGCAACGUAAUAAACAUCGCAGAUCGAAGCGUGCAAUCAAACGCGUUUGUUAUGGCGAACUCGGUUGUUUUGAGGACUCCGGCCCCUUUGCUUAUUUGGAAAUGCUGCCCUCGCCGCCACAAGAUAUCAACACCAAAUUCUAUUUUUACUCUACAAAAAAUCGUUCCGAACGUCCCCUCAUGGAGUUGCCGUUUCUAAAUAUGACUGACGCUUUUGCCAAAGUCGCACGAUCUUCGCAUUCUAUACGACGCAGAGCCGGUUCAGUAAGUGAUACAGAUGCCAAUAGUUCCACCACAACAACUACGACGACAACAACCACCACGACACAGCGUAGCGUCUUUAAAAGUACUCCACUGACACUCGACGAAUUGCAUGGCUUCGAUGAAUUGUCGGUGCGCGUGAUCGUGCACGGUUUCGGUUCGGCUUGUCCGCAUGUCUGGAUCUACGAAAUGAAAACGGCGUUGAUGGCGGUGGAAGAUUGUAUUGUUAUUUGCGUGGACUGGGAGAACGGCGCGACUUUCCCAAAUUACGUGCGUGCUGCAGCCAAUACACGUCUGGUGGGCAAACAACUGGCCAUGCUUUUGCAGAAUCUGAAGCAGUACAAGGGUCUCAACUUAACGCGCACCCAUAUAAUCGGUUUCAGUUUGGGCGCACAUGUGUCUGGUUUCGCUGGCGCUGAACUGCCAGGUUUGGCUCGCAUUACGGGUUUGGAUCCAGCCGGUCCACUGUUCGAGGCACAACAUCCCAAAGUGCGUUUGGAUAAUUCGGAUGCGGACUUUGUGGACGUUAUACACUCAAACGGUGAGAACUUAAUACUUGGUGGACUGGGCUCGUGGCAGCCAAUGGGACAUGUGGAUUUCUACCCGAAUGGUGGACGUGUGCAAACGGGCUGCUCAAAUUUAUUUGUGGGCGCCGUAACCGAUUUCAUUUGGUCUGCACAAACUGCCGAUGAGGAGGAGGGUCGUUCGCUCUGUAAUCAUCGACGUGCCUACAAGUUCUUCAUUGACUCAGUCGCUCCGCGCUGCAUGUUUCCAGCUUAUCCGUGCAAUAGCUAUGAUGACUUUAUUAAAGGCGAUUGCUUUCCUUGCGCGCAAAAUGACGAUGACGUUGCUGAAGGUGUGCCAAAAUGCGGCAACAUGGGCUACUACGCUGAUAGGUCCACCGGCCGUGGACAACUGUAUCUAUUAACAAGAGAAGAGGAACCUUUCUGUGCGCAUCAAUUUAAGCUGGAAAUAUUCAAUUCCUUCAAUGAUUUGCCGCUACGUACUAUCGGCCGCUUGGAGGCGACACUCGAAGGGGAGGGUGGCUUAAAUGAAACCUUCAAAAUAUCAGAAAAAGACGACUCUGAAUUCUUCGCUGGAGAUAUUGUUUCGAAAAUCAUUGUUCCACAUCCCGCCCUAGGCUUUCCAACCACACUUAGUUUACAUUACAAAUCCUAUAGUGGUUGGUUGUCCAAGGGACUGCCGCACUGGGACAUUGAUAAGGUUGUUCUAACCGACAGCUUUGGACGCAGUCAUUCCCUCUGUAAACCAUCGACUAAGCUUUCAUCGGGUACACCUGUGCGCCUAAAGCUGCUUACUGGUAACUGUGAAUUGGAGAACCAAGAAGAAUAUGGUACUUAUAAUGUGCCCACCACUUCGGUGCCCGACUCUAAUGGACAAGAGAGCAUAGACAAUUUGGAAACUGAUAGUAUAGAUGCCGCCAAGCAAAGCAAAGACUAUUUCAAUCUCGGUACUAGUUUUCGGCUGGAUCAAAAUAAUACAUAUACUGAUAACGAUCUGCCAUGGCAACCCAUAUUCGAAGGCACCAAUUCGCUGGACAAAGAAGUUGGUGAAUCCAGUCGCAGUUUAUCCGUCGAACCAACUGAGAUUUUCGAACCCGUUUUGAACGAUCGCCGCUUGGGGCUCAAGAAUGCACGUAACCUGCAGGAAUAUGGUGUAACCACGGAAGAGAUAGUUGAGCCCGUUUUAAAGGCGACUACACCACGUGUGAAGAAAGCAAAGGAGAUUGUCUUCACAGACUCGCCGCUGGACACAAAGAAACCGGAAAUUAUUAAAAUUACACCGAUUACGGUACGCAAUGGACCCGAGCUACCGAAGCAGAACUCACCGGAGGAAGUUAUUACUGUGCAACUGCUGCCCUUCCGUCUCGGCGAUUUACUACAACGUGCAGAGCGUUACGCACGUGAGACGCUCUUACCGCUGAUCUCUGUGCAAGCGCCGAAAUUCUUUGGCUUCAAUAUAGGCGGCUCACCAGUGAGUAGUACUGAACAGCCUGCUACUCUUAAGGAAGAACCACGCAAACCACGCUAUAUACCACGUUUUGAGGAGGCGUCCUUUUUGCGUGAGAAGCGUGUUGAGGACAACCGCCCUGUCCGAAAAUCGCUAACAGAUCGCGCAGUGUCUGAGUCCCGAACGCAGCGUAAUAUUUUCAAACUCCUAAGGCCGGAUAAUGUAGAAAAACCAACGAGUAGUGUUGAGAGUAGUAUUGAUCGCUCGGGUCAAAAGCGUGCGCUUAGCUAUUACACCAAUAUGGUGCUCUCUGAAUCGCGGGCAUUACGACCGGAAGAUCCCAGUUAUGAGCCAGUAUUCAUAGAACUACCCACCUAUAGGCCAGGCAAAGCGACGAAUCAAAUGUCGGUUGAACGAAAACCCUGAAACUACAUAACUGUAUUGGUUAUCGAAAACAGUGUGGGUUAAACACUAUUCGAAUUGUGUAAAAGCGCGUGAUAAGUCAAAUGCUGUAGACGCUCAUCUCGUCACUAUUACUUUUUUUCGAAACAAUACAAAAAUAAAUUUACAAAUGAAUUUGUCAAACGCUUCGCCAUAAAGCUUGGCUGCUUUACUGAAGAUGCAAUUAGCCCUCGGUCUAACCAAAAAGAAGUAUAACUAAAUAAAUUGUAUAGAUAAUAAAAAUAAAUACCAUUGUGAUCGCCAUUUACGUGCAACCCUGUGAGUCGCCACUAAUUUGCUGGUUUUAGAAUUUUCUUACAUUUGCGGCCAAUUUUAUAAAAUUAUUUAUAUUUAAUAUUUUCUAAGCUCAUCUCUUUAGAGAAUACUUAAAUUGAAUUUUCUGUAAAUAUUUCUAACCCUAUCACUGUUUUCCACUUACUCUAAUUGCUUAUGUAUGUAAUUUCGAAUAUAAGUAAAAAAUGUUUAGUUAAGAAAACAUAAUUCUUGACUCCUGCGAAUGCCGUUCGCGUCAUCGCUUGGAGCCAAGGUAUUGCUGUUUGGAAUUUGUUAGGGAGUAGGUUAUAAUUUGUAUUAAGUACGUAUAGUACUUAUAUUUUGUACGAAUAAAUUAUUUAAUUUUACAAGAAA
This is a messenger RNA of Bactrocera latifrons, 4907 nucleotides long. RefSeq lists its product as uncharacterized. The coding region runs from base 1377 to 4244 and encodes 955 amino acids. Gene Ontology annotation, molecular function: lipase activity. The transcript is spliced from 9 exons. The record is from RefSeq and is a predicted model, not a curated record. Gene Ontology annotation, biological process: lipid metabolic process. Lineage: Eukaryota; Metazoa; Arthropoda; Insecta; Diptera; Tephritidae.